AUGUUUGCUGAAGCAACAAUUUUGGAUCCACGAUUUAAAAAGUUUGGAUUUGAUAGUAAAACAGCUUUCGAAUGUGCAAAACAAAAUUUAAUUAGUUAUGUCACCAGGAAUACCUCAUCAUCAAGUGAAGUCACCAACAGAAAUGAUGAGCAGAUUCAGGCAGAUGGAGUUGAAUUAACAAAAAGACUACAAAAUCAGCUAUAUGGGAAUCUUUUGAUUCGGCUAUUGCUAAUGUGGUGUCUAGUGUUAAUCCUUUAA
Acanthoscelides obtectus is the source of this 258-nucleotide messenger RNA. The record is from the annotation of a GenBank genome assembly. Lineage: Eukaryota; Metazoa; Arthropoda; Insecta; Coleoptera; Chrysomelidae.